UAAGGUUUGCCUUUAAUUUGUUGUUGAAGUAAGAUGUCAUACCCCACUGGGGCAUCAACAUACGAAAUAAUAAUGGAAAAUUUGGGAGGAGAAAGAAAAAACAGUAACAAAGAUGAAGAAAAGUUGGUGGAGGAGGAGGCCGGCGCCAAUCAACCCUUCCACCACAACCGCCACCGCGUUAUUCCGAGUAACGUUGUCAAAAUCCUUGUCCCUUUUACAAUCGUAACGUUGUCGUGCCUCCUUCUUUAUCGAUCCACCUCUACCGGAAAACUUUUCCCCAACCUCUCCUACUUGAAACAUGGAAACUUUUCUGCUCCCAACAAAACCAUUCCUUCUUCAUCCACGGAAAAGGUGGUGGAGAACAGUGUAGAGAAAGUGUUGGAGAAGGCAGCCAUGGCAAACAAAACAGUGAUCAUAACAACCUUAAACGCAGCAUGGACAACCUCGGGCACCAUAUUUGAUCUGUUUUUGGAGAGUUUUAGGAUUGGGAACCAAACAGAAGGCCUGUUGAAGCACGUGGUAGUCGUGGCCUUGGACAAAACCGCUUACGCUCGAUGCCGUGAGUUACACCCUCAUUGCUACAGCUUGAGCACUGACGGAGUUGACUUCUCCGGCGAGGCGCAUUUCAUGAGCCAAGACUACUUGAAGAUGAUGUGGAGGAGGAUUGACUUUUUGCGGGUGGUUCUCGAAAUGGGAUAUAGCUUCAUUUUUACGGAUGCUGAUAUAAUGUGGCUUCGUCAACCAUUCUCACAGUUCUACCCGGACACCGACUUUCAAAUCGCAUGCGACCACUACUGGCAUGACUCUUCCGACCUAAACAACUCCCCAAACGGCGGCUUCAACUACGUAAAAUCAAACAACCGCUCCAUCGAAUUUUACAAAUUCUGGUACAAAUCGAGGGAGGCUUUUCCGGGGAAGCACGACCAGGACGUGCUAAACAUCAUCAAAUUUGAUCCUUUCAUUAAACAGAUUGGGUUAAAAAUAAGGUUUCUGAACACGGCUUACUUCGGGGGGUUUUGCGAGCCCAGCAAAGACCUUAAUCUGGUGCGCACCAUGCAUGCCAAUUGCUGUAUUGGUCUUGACAACAAAAUUCAUGACCUUAAAAUGGUUAUUGAUGAUUGGAAGAAGUAUAUGGGAUUAGCCAGCAAUGAGAGGACAUCCAGGCCACAAACAUGGACCGUUCCAAGACGAUGUGGGUAAAUAAGAGUAAUAUUAUAUGUAAUCAUACUUUCUACUCUAUUUUUUUUUUAUCUUCUGCUGAUAUGUUAUGUUUUGAUUGAUUUAAAGAACAAAGUGAUCACUGUUCCGCAACUAUAAUAUUGA
Molecule: messenger RNA, 1323 nt
Organism: Ipomoea triloba (trilobed morning glory)
Lineage: Eukaryota; Viridiplantae; Streptophyta; Magnoliopsida; Solanales; Convolvulaceae
Exons: 3
Coding region: 34-1200 (388 amino acids)
Source: RefSeq, a predicted model, not a curated record